AUUGGAGAUAAGAAAAAUGGUUUCCAAUCAGAUCCUUCGGAUAUGCAACCAGAAUUAUUUGUUUUAAAAUGGCCACCUCAGGGCAACACACUUCCGAGAUUUAUAUCAACAAUUAGAAAAAUUGGAAAAUGUCCCCUUUCUUUUGACAUUGAAUGUUCAGUUUACUAGUUAACACCGUAAAGAAGGUUGAUUUUUUUAAAGUAAGUAAAAGAUGUCUGAGCCUCCAUUCACAAUUCGUAUCAGGUCAGAAAAUAACCAAGACAUGGAUUGGAUGGUCAAACCCGACGAAGUUACCUUUUUACAAACAUUGGUCAGUCCUUCUUUACUUCAGUCUAUACUUAGUUUAUUAACUUAAGUCGUUUUUAGGGUAAUAUACCACUAUGAAAAAAUCCUGCUGUUUUGGUUUGAAUUGCUAUUUAAACUUAAACUACAGUUAAUUUUUUAAUUGGUGUGGACAGUGGUUUUUCCAGUGGCUUAGAAAAGUGAGUGGGCGCUGUUUUCUCUUCAAAGUGUAACAGACAGAUGUGUGAUCAUUUUAAGGAGUGUAUAAUUAAAAUAAUUUAUAUAAUGAAAAUAAAGAGGGUAUAUCCUUCCAGGCUCACUGAUUGUAUUGGAAGGAUGGGUGGCUUAUGUUGGAAAGUGACAAAAUACUGAAUGUUGCGCAUUGUUUUGCACACCACAUUAUGUAUUGUGUAUUAACGUCAUGUUGUUAUGCAGUUCCUGUCUUCUGUUCAUGGUGGUAGAACUCUUACAAUUAAAAACGUUGAACUAACCUUGAUGGUUGCUUGUUACAUUAUCUUCCUUGUGAAGUGGAUUAGCAACAUAAUAUUUUCAACAGCUUAUGCCUAUGCUAGGCACUUCAAUGAGAUCCGGGAAAUGCUGAAAACCGGGUAUUGUGAUUUCGUUAUCAAAAUGGCGACCUCCACUUUUUAAUUUACAGAGAGUCUAGUUGUUUACGAUUUUUUUGUUAAUCAUAGCCCAGCAUGCACAUUCUACUUCCGCCCAAAACUUUGAGUAGACAUGUCCAUGUUGUUUUAUGAUUAGACACUUUUGUUCUUUAAUAUUGAAAUAUCCUAUAUUUAAUCACAUAUCACAGUAUAUCACAUAAGAGAAUUAUUACAUAAUCCUUGGUAUUGUCAAAGAAAAAACACACAAACUUAUACUUACCCCAAGCAAAUGACUUAAUGACUAGAACUUAUUUUAGUUAGUAUCAACCACUAAAUCAAUGCAUGUUAAUUUGUGAAACAAGAUUACUAACUUGAAAUAAAUGACAUAUUUUUUUUUUUUCAUAUUCAGACAUUCAUAUGAUAUGGGACUAAAAUACAUAUAUAGAAAAUGGUAAAAUACAAAGUGUAAUUGUAAAUUUUAACUAAAUGAAACAAGUAGUCCCUUUAUUAUUAGUUUACACUUAUAAAUGUCAAACAAUUCCACAAAAAAUUUGAAAUUAAUAUCUAAAGAACAUUAUCAUUAUUAUGAUUUUUUGGAAAUUGAAAAAAAAAUAUUGAAACAAUAUUAAUAUAUUAAAUUUCAAAUAAGUGAUGAGUCAGCAUAUUUUACACCAUUUUUUAAAAGGAAAAAAAAACAAAUUUUUUAAAAUUAAUUUUGGGGGAUUAUUAACAAUAAAUAACUUAUAUUUUGUGGCUUUAUUUCAAAGUACUCUUAUUUAACUGUGUUCCCUAUACAUAUUAUAUUUUUGUCUCAUUUUAUAAUAAAGUUAUAGGCGUUCAAAAAAAAAAAGCAAAAUGAGGGUCACGAAAUGUGGAGGAAAAUCCCAUAGUGAAAAAGUGCCUUGAGGUCCCUACUAAAAAAUUCAUAACUUUUGAACCACUUGAGCUAGAAAGUUGAUCUUGGUGUUUUUGUAAUCUAUUCUCCAGGCUCUAUGCAGCUGUAGUAUUUUUAUAUUUUAAAAAAUGUUUUGAAAUUUUCAUCAAAGUGCCUACUUAUGCCAACAUAAACCAGAUCAGCCAUGGAAUAUAUGAAAAAACAUUUUAUUAUCCAAAUGAUGCUGAUGUUCACUCACAAAAUGUUGAAAACAUGUGGAUGCAUGCUAACUGAAAAGACAGUUUAGCACAAGCCAUGAUGGUUUCUCUUCCUAUUUAUGUUCCACAACUGUUUUUGUGGAGAUUAUAUUUUUUUUAAUACUUCAUUGUUGCCUUGGUUGGGGUAGAUCUAUGCAUAAUCUAAAACUCUGUUGUAUUUUCAUAUAUUAAAUUGUUUACAUUUUUAUAGAUCUAUCUCAAAAAUUUUUUGAAAAUUGUUUUAAUUUUUUAACAGGUAUUUAAAAAAAAUUGUCUUGGAUUAUUUAUAUAUGUGCUGUAAUCAAUAUGUGAAAUUGCAUAAAAAACAUUUAUAUGAAUUGUGAUCCAUUAUGUAAUUUUAUGUUAUCAAUAAAAAAAAUAACCAUUUAAAUAGAGCUUCAAACCAGUACAAUAGGAAUUUUUCAUAACCGCGCUGAAGUUGUAGAUUACCUUAUUUAGAGAAGACAUUUUUAAUCACUUAGACUUAAUGAAACACAAAAUUAAUAUGAAGUGAUUAGUGUGGGCAGUGUGGGUGGGGCAAGUUGAGCCCUAGGCCUAGAAAUAAUGCUGGUUUCCGAGAACUCAGUUUAUUAUUUUAUAGCCAUGCUCAAUAAAUUUAACACUUCCUGUUUCAGACCUUUUGCCAUGCCAUUGUCAAUAUAUAAUUUCGGUGCGCAGUACGUAAGCAAAAACACAACUGAGACUGUGAGGGAGGGGUGCGAUCGUAGGUCCAUCACCUAUUCUUCUCACCAAACACUCUAAAUGUUAUGGUCAAUUUUGCACUCUGCCCUUUGUUUUAUCUGCAGUAAAUGAGGUCAUAUUUGCAUGUACAUAAAACAAGUUCAAAAUUGAUUUGUAAGGUAUUAAAGGAAGUUGAGUGAAUUGCAUUCGUUCAUUCGUUGAUAUUAAAUACUAUUGACCUCUAAGUAGACUAUUGUAAAUUAUUGUUUAUGAUCCUAUUACUUCAAUCAAUAAAAUAAUCAUUUUAAUAUAUUUUAAAACCACAGCAUCAGUUAACAAUAAGUAUUAAAGAAAUAAUAAAGUAACAGCAGUUAGUCUGUAAAAAUGAAAACACCGACCAAUGUAAUAAUGCAGUAUAUCCACUGACCCCACUCUAAAGUGUAAAAGGUUGAUGGAUUAAAUUAUUAUGGGUGGUAGUAGCAGUUAGAAAUUGUAGUACUAAAAGGGCCAGAAAGGAUGUAACACAUUUUUAAUAAUAAAUGCUAAAUUACUAUACCUUUUGAAUGGCAUUUAGUUUUUAAAACUGUAAAAAAUAUGAUGUCACCUCCAAUAUCAAUAAUGACACUAUCAAGUCCUUUAAAUGCUUUCAUUCUAGUUCUAGCAAUGUAAAUUCGGCCCGGUUCUAUAAUAAAAUAUAAUGAUAAUCUCAAACAUUGAAAAUCACAAAUAAAAAAAAUUCUUUUGAUCUAACAUUAUUGCAGGAAGUUUUUUCUCAGAUAAUGCCCCAGUCUUCACCCACUGCAUUUGAAUGUAAGUAUUACCAUAAAUUAAAAUAAACACAAUAAAAUACAAUAAAAAUAAACAUAACUUCUUUUUGUCUUUUUAAAUAGAAUAAUUGUUGCAAUGUUUAAUGUUUUAUUAUUUUCCAUUUAUUCUCAAGAAAGGUUAAAAAAGAUAUCUCACCAUAUAGUGAAACUUUAACUCAUUAUUACAAGCACUUUAAAAUGGUGCAAGAUUUUAAAAAAGGGAGACUGAGUCAGAUGCGCAAAUCUAAUAAUAAGUAGUGAUUAAAUCACUAUAGGUGGAUAAAACGCAUCCCGUUUCAUCUAUACACAUCUUUCUACUGUAAUCAAGGCUAAGAUUUUGGUUUGCAAUUAGGCACGAAGUGCCAUUCCUUAACAUCUGUGAAACAAUAAAAAUGAAGCAUAAUUUACUAGAUCAGAGAUUUUUAAACUGCUCUCCACAGAACCUUUUGAGUUUGAUUUCAACAUGACUGUUCGAGACUUUAUUUCAUAAUUUUUUUUAAAGUUUAUGAGGGCUUUAGCAGGUUUCUGUGUAUACAAAUGCUCUAAAAGUUUCGGAAAUAUAGCACUCAGGGUAGGGGAGGACCUGAAGACAGACUAAACAAAACAGAGGAGGUUUCAGCUGAAAGCCUUCAACAGGAUAAAAAUGGAACAAAGAACAACAGUGAAUAUAAAUAAAAACUUAUCCCCAUAUUACACUUUUAACUUAUUGCUUCAACCUGAAUGCAGUCCUCCCCAUUUUUCACUAAAUAUUUUGGGAAACUUUUGUCUAGAUAUUUGAUAUUUUUUAUAUUUUAAGCUUUUUUAAAGACUUUCUUUCAGUUUCAGCUUACAAAUCUAUGAGGUUUGUAAGUUUCUAACUUUCUAGCAUAAUUUUUAAUGUUGUCACAUAUGACCCACUCCCUCAGUUGAUCAUGGUUGAUCGCUCCUGUUUCAUUCAGAGAAUGGCGGGAGAAGGGUGGGUAGGGGGCCUCAGAUGAGAGAUUUAGGAUGUGGGGAAAGGUUGUUCUUGAAGGGGCAGGGCAUAUGCCAGUUACUUGGAACAACUUAUGGCUCAUGAUCAGGGUUAUAUAACGCUGUAGUCAUUAAAUUGUACUUUUUAGUUUAUGCCUAGAUAAUUAGUCACUUUUACCAGAAUUUUGUAAGCAUUCGUUGUUUAAAAAGAUAAAUAAUUCUACUUGGGUUGAUUAUUUAAAGACUACAAUUUUAAUACUACAAAAAGAAAAUAAAUAAAAUAUUUCAAAAAUUAAUAAAAAAUAUAACAUAUUUAAUUUUCUUCUACAUUUAUCCUUUGGCUACACAGAGUGCUUUUCUGCACAGACGUUCUUUGGGCAUUGACUUUAAAGAAAUUUUAAAUUAUUGUCUACUUUGUGGUGCGUUUAAACUGGUCUUUGAAGUUAAGUCUUUUUCAAAAAGUAUUUUUAAAAAUUUUCAAACACAUGAAGGAUACUUAAAGACAAUUUAAUAAUUUAUCUAUACAUUUAGUUUUUCUUUCUCUGUAGAUGAGGAUGAAGAUGGUGACAGAAUUACUGUUAGGAGUGAUGAAGAAAUGAGAGAUAUGUUUAAUUAUGUAAGUUGUGCUUUUCCCAACUUGUAAAUAUUGAAUUAAUAAAGUACUUCAAAUAACUUGUGCUUGGAGAGAAAACCUUAAUUAUAAAUAUUUAUUUUUUCUAGAAAACAAACUUUUCAAAAGUAUAUAUUUCAUUUCUAUAUCAUUCAUGGACUAAGACUAUAUAAAUGUAUAUUUUAGUUAGUGACAGUAAGUUAAAAAAAAUGUUUCCAAUUAUCAACAUAAUUUGAGGUUUAUUAGCAUUCUCCGUGACUCAGCCAUGUUAAAGGAAUGGAAGGGUCAAAGGCAAAACCAUCUUCAGAUACACAAUGUUGUUUAUAAAAAAGAUAUAAAAAAUGCACUUGCAAUGAGUGCUAAAGGUUCACCCUUAUUGCUUCCCGUUGACUUUAGCAAGUCAGUAAAAAUGUUAAAUUUAUGGAGGGGUAUAUAAAUUAUGUACUAUUUCAUUCUAUUACAAUUUUUUUGCAUUACCCGGUAUGUUUAAAACAUGUUGUAUAAUAUAUUUAAUUUUAUCCUUCAAAGUAUUUUGGUGAGUUAAGUGAAGAAGACAGAGCCAGAGGACUUCUCCCUCCAUUAAUUAUCUUUCCAAAACGUAUGUACUUUUUAUCUAAAAUGGAUGUCAUAAGUUUCAAAAGAUAAACUUUUAUGGCUUCUUAGAGAUGUCUUUAUAGAAAGCAACAAAAUUAGAUUGGUCCGGUAUAUUUGUUUGGGUUUAUUUUAUUUUGCAGUCUGUAACAAAAACAGAUUGGUGUAUUUUUAAACAUUUAAUUAGAUCAAGAAACUGAAGAUGAAGUUUUAGCAGUGUCUGAUAAUUAUUCUACCCUUUAGCUGAAAUCGUUUUGUAAUUAACCACAAACACUUUUUUUUCCUGACAAAAAAUGCUGAGAAAAAUUAAGCUGGUGAAAUAUAAAGAUAAUAUAAUAUUAUGUAGCCUUUAUUGUUUGGUUUCAUUUAUUAAUUUUUAUUUCAAUUAGUUUUAUAUUGUAUAUUUUCAAUACAUACAUUUUUAAAAGCUGUUAAUUACUUUAAUUUUAAUUAUCUUCUCAGACCCCAAAACGCCACAGAUUAGGAAUAUACAUGGUUUAAAAGUAGGUAAAAAGCAUUUACUAUUCAUAAAAUAUAUAUUGUUUUAUUUGUUUUUUUAGAGCAAAUACACAAUUCACUUUGUUUUAGAACUCUGUUAUAUUAUGUCUUAUUUGUCUAUUGUCCUGUCUGGACAAAGGCUGCCCAAAAGAGAUUUCUAGCAAGUUUCUUCAAUUGUCCCUAGUUUCACGAGUCGAUCCAUAUUUUCCCACAGCUGAUUGGCCUGUUUUUCUUCUUAUUUGUGUUUCUGUAGAAAAGGUUUUUUUUAAAUUGGGAGUUUUUUUUAGUCUUUCACCCAUCCCUGUUUCUGUUUCAUUGCAUCUCAGGAUUGGCAACCUAGAAUUUAAACUCUGUUAUGAAUUUCUAUCAUGUUAUUUGAAAACUAAGUUAUGGAAAACCAUUCUGGAACCUUGCUUUUUUGAAUGGGUGAAGUUAAAAUUUAAGCAUGAUUUCUAAUUUUUUUGCCAGAUUAGAACUGGUAGCCAAGCAGAGGACAAGGGGGAUGCACCUUGCCAGCCACAGAAACCUUCUCAAAAUUCUAAAAAGUAUUCCAUAAAAUAGUUGUACGGGUAUAUAGAAAAUUAAGAUGAAAUUUGUUUUUACUGUAAUAUUUAUUUAAUUUCAUUAUUCCAUGAGCAAAUAUUUUAAUUAAGAAUAGCCCAAAAACUCAGCCUAAACUUAAACAAAAAAAAGAAGAAAAAUAGUUGAUGAAGUGUUAUUCAAUUUUAUGUUUGAAUAUAGAAAUGUUAAGUUUUUUCUCUCUCCAUAAUGUACAUUUUCAUUUUAUCUAUUAUUAGUAAUAUUAGGUAACUUGAAUAUUUAUUCUAAAUAGUCCAGCUGAGGUUGGUUUUGAGAGCAUCUUAAGCUGUGGGCAGAUCACUAAAGAAUCUUUGCAUUAUGUGCAAAUGCUAGGAUUUGGCAAUGGGGGAAAAGUGUACAGGUAAACAAUUUGCUAAAAUCUUCACAUUUUAUUUGACUAAUUAUAUACACUAAAAUAAUAAUGGUAUGGCAUACAUUUGUUUUAUUACAACCAUUAAAGUUAAAGUGUGAAUUGAUGAAUUUGUGCAGGCAAUUUCUUGUGAUGCAUGGUAACAAUGCUGUCUGCUUUUAUUCAACAGAGAAGAUAGAAUUAAAUCAAUUAAAAGUCUAUAUAUAAGAGGUUAAUUGUAAUUGAUAGACAUUAGAUAUACCACAGCAAAUCAAUUGCACAUGAUUUUUUAUACCACACAUCACUGUAAAGGCUUUAUUAAUUAUAAUGAGUUAUUAAGCACAUAUUCCAUGUGUAGUUUUUUACCUUAAUAAAAUAAAUAUAUAAUUAUUAAAAAACUUCCCAGCAUGGGUACAUGUUGAUUUUCUGUUCACUAUAAUACUCAUAACACAGGGCCAUCCAUAAACCAUCAAGUCAGGUUAUGGCUGUAAAGGUAAAUAUUGAUUCUUUUUAAAAAUUAAUGAAUACCCUGAACAAACAGCCUGAUAAAGGUUAAUUAGCUGUUUCUAUAAGGCUUAUUAAUAGUAAGUUUAGACUAUAUUAUAUUUUGUAGUUUAUAUUCUAUAUUUAUAUUUAUACCACAGGAGAUUGAACUAGACAUAUCAGUAGCUAUACAGAAACAGAUUAUUUCUGAACUGGAAAUUUUAUAUAAGGUCAGUUGUUUAAAAUUCAGUACCUAUCUUAGAAACGUAUCCUUCAUAACAGGGACUCAAAAAUUUAUUUAUUAUAAAAACUCACUCUUUUUAAUCAUAUUAUACUAUGUUAUUAACUACUUUAUAAUAAAAACAAAACAAAAAUGAGUAACAGGUUAGGACAGACUCUGAACUAGAUGUCAAAACUUGAACUCAGUGUUGCUAUGUCAAACAUGAGGUUGUUCAUCUGACUACACAUAAUUGAACUUUUUGUUUGGCUCCUUUUUUGCCUGUUGUCUAGGGUUACUAUUCCACUUGAUACCUGUUACUAAUAGUAAUAUUAGUGAUAGUGUCCAAAGUCUCAUAUUUGUUUUGAGCAUCUGUACCGGUAAUACUGAAUUUACACCAUAAUAAUAUUAUGCUCUCUGUCUUUCACCCUAAAUUGUGAUCUCUCUCUCUCUCUCUUAUUGUUGCAUUGCUAAUCAUCUGUUGCUUUUGUUACACUAUCUCAAUAUGAAUGUUUCACAGCCUCACUAUCUUCUAUUCCAAACAUUCUUUAUAUAUGGCUUGCUAUGUAACUCUGAUCAUUGUUCAUUUCAAUACGAUUAUCAAAGUGAAUCACACAAAAUUCACAAGCAUACUUCUUUAUUUAAUAUGUAGAAGUAAAUUUGUGCCUGGCAUCUUUUUACAAUUUCUGUGGCGUGUUCCCUAGAUUUUCAAUUCUUUUAUUUUUAGAACUAAUGCCACUGAUAAAACUAGAAUUUUUAUCUAAGUUUUAAGUUUGCUUCUACUGAAAGAGGAUAACUGUUUGAUUACAAAUUAAAUUACAACUUGUAACCACCUGAUUUUUUUAAUAAAUCUUUUUUUUUUCCAGUGCAAUUCCCGCAUGAUCAUUUCUUUCUUUGGGGCAUUCUUUUUUGAUAACAAAAUAUCAAUAUGUACAGAAUUUAUGGAUGGUAAGAUUAUAAAAAAAAAUUUUUGUCAAUCAAUUUAAGUAUGGCAUAUUACAUAAUAAAUUAAUGCCAUAGGUAUUUGUUGGUCAUCAGUGAUUGACUUUUGUCUGUUAUCGUGUAGUUAACAUGUAUUUUUGUGUAAUGAUGAAGGAAACAAUAGACAUUUUGGAAAAUGUUGUCUCAAAGUUCCACUUUGCAGGUGGGUCCUUAGAUCAGUACAUGCCAGUGGAUGAGAGAGCCCUAGGCCAGAUCAGUUUGUGUGUUAUUGAAGGAAUGCUCUAUAUGUGGAAUCUCAAGGUAUUGCAUAGAGGUAAGAAUUGCAUAAUAAAGAUGUUCUCCUGACAAUAUUAUUGAAUGUAUUGUAAAAUUGAAUGAAUAUAACUAUAAUAAAAUUAAAGUAAGUUUAAUUUGAAGCACAUUCAGUUCAUUCAGAAAAAAACUUUGGUCAUUUUAAUUAAAGUUAAAGAUAUGGUUUACUUGAUUUGAAAUGUACUGGUAUCUUUUCUUAUCUUUCAACAGAUAUAAAACCUUACAAUAUUCUAGUCAAUUCAGCUGGCCAGGUUAAACUGUGUGACUUUGGUGUCAGUACGCAGGUAAUUUGUAAAUAAAGAAAGAUAUAAUAAUUAUUUUAUAGUCAGUUACUUAAUUGUGGAAAACAUAUCUUUAUUGUUCCUGUUUCUUUUUUAAACUCUUAAAGUAGUCUUUUUAAUGUUCAAAUUUCUUAAUUUUAUAAGUAAUAUAAUAAAGUCUUAAGAGUUGUUUUUAUUAAAUACUGUAACAAUAAUAUAAUUUAAAAAAUUUCUUUUUAGCUUGAGAAGUCUAUAGCUACAACAUUCCUAGGAACCAAUGUUUAUAUGGCUGUAAGUGUUAACAUUUUUUCAUAUACUAAAUAUGACAUUUCUGAAAAAAAAUGAUCAGAGAUUUUCAUGUUAGCACUUUUGAUUUGAAAUGUGGGAGUUUAUUUUUCUUAAAAAUUCAGAACAUUUUCCAGAUGCUAGUAGGGCAUAGUUAGUUAUCAAUUCCUCCAAUAAAAUUUAAAAUACCAGUGCUAGCAAAGUGUUAACAUUUUUUUUCUUGUACUAUUAGUAACCAUUUAAAUAAGUAAUAUCAGUAUUAAUAAUAUUAUGUAUUUUAAUAACUCACUUUCAAAGUUUCCUAUACAUGCCAUGAAAUUCCAUUUAAUUGAGAAAAUGUUUUGAAUUUUUGUAUAGUUUUUUUCCUUAUGAUAUGAGCUUUUCAAGCUAAGUAUGUUAUUCAAAGCGCUAGAGAAUAAUUGUUUAAGAGAACUGAUACCAGUACAGGAAACAAUCACAGGGACCCAUUUGUAAGGGCAAAGGUAAAACUAAAUUGCCUGAAUCAGGCUAAAAAAAAAUUAACAACUUGCCAACAUUUUUUGAGUUGCUAAUUUAUCUGUAACCUCAUUGUUUAGCAGCAAUUUAAUCUGCAACCCUGAUACAUUUUAAAAAAGGCUUUUGAAUAGGUUAAAAGAAAGAACAUUGAAAAUAAUUCUCAGUAAAACAUUGAACGUGAUUUAAUUUAAACUUACAAAUAUUUUGAUGAUUGAAAUUAUAACAAGCUUUAAAAUGGCAGUUUAGUUACUCCUGCUAACCGCGUGUCCUUGUCAACAUGUAAUUCAUGUCUGGUUUUUUUUGUUUUUAAAUGAAGUAGCAUUGACAAUCCAAGCUGACAGAGAAAUGUAAAAGUAUAAAUAAAUGGAUUAUGAUCUUAUACAAAUUUCAAGACACAGAUUAAAAGUAUUAUGGUAUUUGAUGCAGUUGUCAUGGUGAUUGCAUUGUGAUUGGACUUUUAAUCAUUAAAAUGAAGUCAUUUGAUAACAUACAUUUUUUUCUCAAUUUUUGAUGUUUUAUUCUAUCUUUUCAAAAGUAAUCCCUUCAUUUAGAAGGCUAGGAAGGUUACCCUCAAGUAAGAUAGGCAAGAGUGGGGUAAUAAAAUUUUGAAAUAUUAAUAAUCUGGGUGUUAAAUUUCUGCUAUUAAUAUACAUUAAUUCUUUUAAAACAAAUAUAGCCUGAAAGGUUACAAGGCUAUGAUUAUGGGACACCAGCUGAAGUGUGGAGUUAUGGAGUCACUCUGUUUGAGGUAUUUAUUAAUUAUAUUACCGGUACUAUUAAAAAGUUAGCCUUUCUUUCACUGCCAUUUAACAUAAUGCAAUAAUAGUGUAAAAUGUAAUAGGUUUUAUCUACUAUUUUCAAAAUUUCAUCUUUGUUUUAAAGUGGUUGAUCACAUUGCAAAAUACAUUUAAGACUAUAAUAUAAUCAUAUAUUGCUUUAAAUUUAAAUUACACAAACUAUUAAUUUAAUUUUUAUUUUGCAGUUGGCCACUGGAAAACUUCCAUUUGCAAGUGUAAGUUAAUUAAAAUUAAAUGAGCAAAUUAAUUCCCAUCUAUUGAUAAUGAUGAUCAAAUUAAAAAGAUGUCAUUCACAAGUCACGUAACUAUCCAUUAAAUUUUCAAAUACUGUUCUUAACAAGAGCCUAUUCAUCUAGUAUAUGGUAGGGCAAAUAAAACCGACACUUAUCAUACUGUAUUUAAAAAAAAAAAAAAUGUUGCUUGCAAUUACUAAUAGUUAUGCAUUUAAUUACAUUUAAUAAAACGAAAUUCAACUAGGAAAAGAUAACCACUAACGACUUUAUGAUUUUAUAACAUUCCAUGGAAGUAUCACUAUACAAUUCAUUUAUAAUUUUUAGAAAUAUGAAGAGAAAUAGAGCGCUGAUAAGAAUAUAAGUUGUCAAAGACUUUGAUCAGUUGAAGCUGGGAAUAGUAGGACAGGCUAACAAAAGGAUGCAUCUUUUAGUCUUGUCAAAAACAUAUAAACUUGUGUAAAAUGGCACCUAGUUUAUGAUGCUUCAAUUAGUCACUCAGUGGUUUGUGAUUGGAAUAUAAAGGUCAGGUUAUUAAGUGAUGUUUAUAUUUAUAUCAUACAUUUUUUAAAUUCCAGCUUAACAUGACAGACCCAAAUGUGCAGUUACAACCAUUCCACGUUAUGAAAGUUAUUUUAGAAGAGGUAAAACAUGAGAUGUAAUUUGAACAAUAAUUUUAUUUUGAAGUUAGAAUUUGUAAAAGCUUUUUAAUGGCUACAACACUGUAGUGUUAGUAUAAUAAUUUAUGAAUGUCAAAUAAUCUCUAAGCUCUUGAAAAUUAAAAUAAAUAGGAAUACUUUGACAGAAUUAUGGAGGUAAAAUAUUGCUCAGUAUCCCUUACUUCUUGCUGUGUUAUCUGUCAAUACACUGACUGUGUUAGUAUAAUUUGGAUGUUUCUUCUUGCUGCUAUAUCUGUUAAUGCCCUGAAUGUUUUAGUAUAAUCUAGAUAAAUCACUUUACUUAACUGAAAAUAUUUUAUUUCAAUUCUAGCCACACAUGAAACUACCAGCAGAACAGUUUUCACAAAGCCUCAUUGAUUUUGUACAUAGAUGGUAAGCAGAAAAGUUUUCAAGUGCAUAAACUUGUGAUAACAUAUUAUUUUCUAAAGUUAUCUGUUUAUUUCAUAAUUGUACCUUAAAUUAGAUGUCUUAUCAAAGGAUUUAAUUACCAUGGUACCCGGUACAGUAUGUUUCUAGUACAAACCUCUGUACAUUUGAAAUAAUAAUUCUAAAAAUAGGCACACCUACUUCUGAAAGUAAUGUUAAUGCUUUUUGUGUUUUUAUUCAGUCUCCAUAAGAUGCCAGCAUUAAGACUUUCAGGUCAAGACCUCCUAGUAAGUAAAAUAUAUUUAUAAGAAUUAUUUGAUUUAAAUGAUUUUUCUGGAAAGUGAAGUGAAAAUCAUGCAGGAGCAAUGCUCUAUUUAGAAUCUGCAAGUCUACAGAACAUUUGUGCUAUAAGUAUAAGGCAAGAACAAAAAAUGAUGUCUCUUCUAAAAAAAAUCAGUGAUCUAUAAUUAGUAGUUUUUCAGUUUCUAAGAAACUAAAUGAUCUAUUAAUUUUGCAGUAAAAAGCCAAAUGAUGAGAGUGUGUAGCCUAAUUAAUAUUUUUAUUAUAAUUUAUCUGUGAGGCCUCCCUAAUAUAAGUGGACAGAAUAAGUAAACAGAUUUUAACUCUAGACUACUUAAACUCAAAUUUGGAAAGUUUGUAAUAGAGUUUUUAUAUUAAAUUGUCAAUUCCAAGUAGACAUAGUUUUCUUGACUCUGCAGAAUACUUAAACAUAAAUAGGCUACCGAAACAAAAGAUUCUGUAAAGGUAAAAUUUUAAAGUUUCACUUUAAGAGUGUAGAACAAAUAUACAUAUAUGUUUUUACUAGUUUUAAUUUUUAAAAAGCUUCUCUUGCAACUGGGCAUUCCCUCAAAAUGGUACACAUUUGGAAAUUCCAGGUAGAUAGUAUAAUAUAUCUCAGGGGCUUGAUUUUCCUGUUAUAUACCUUGAUAAGCUAAUAACUCAUCAUACAGUUCUGUUGUAUUAAUGUCUGCUGAAUCUUCAUUUCAUUUAUUAAAGCUGAUUGAAAGUCCAUGCAUUCUUUGAAUACUUCCUUUUUAUCAAAUUUCUCUAGUGUUUUUAUGUCAUACGAAAAUUAAAAGAAGUCAUUGUGAGAUAAUUGUAAAGCCUGAUCACUAACAACACAAAUUGUGGUAUCCAAAAUCAGGUGUAAAAAAAAUUUUUUAAAAUUCUUUCUGGGUCAACAAUUGGAUCAUCUUGAUCUUCAUACUUAAAUUGUCUAUUUUUCAUUCAAAAUAUUAGUUGUAUUUCCCAUGGAAAAAAUUGAAUUCAAUACCAAAUUUUUCUGCCAAUUAUUUAGCUGUUGUAUUUGCCUUAGCAAAGCCUUCUUUUGUUUUGUAUUCUGGAGCAUAAUUUUUGUAGUAUUCAGUUGUUCAAUUGAUUUUUUUUUUUAAUAUCAAGAUCUUUUUUAAAACAUCAAGUAUUUGUUAAAUAUAUUAUAUUGAGUAAUUGAUCUAAAUAAAAUACCCUAAUAUUGUUGGCGCCCCGCCAAAGCUUAACUUUGGCGCCCCUUAUAAGUAUAAUGAUAAAAAUUUAGCAAGGAAAAAACUAUGGGUUAGCAAAGGCGUUUAUAACCUAGGUUGAUUUUUUUAACAAACUGAACAAUGGCAUUGUUUUUCUUAACUUGUCUUUGGACAGUAUGAACACAUAGCCUACCGAUGAAAUUUUAUUUUCUUGCCUUUAGAUCAGUAAGUCUUUUUAUUAUUGCACUUUCUAUUUUUCUUCCAUGGUACAUACAUGCAAUGCUUUUUCCUAUUUUGGAAGUUUGUUGAUGGUGCCCUAAGUAUAUGGUGCCCUGGCCAACUGCCAGGGUUGCCGGUACCACAUUGAUUCGGCACUGACCAUAUCACUAAUGAACAAACAAACUUGAGAUUUGACGUUUUGUGCAAUUACCUUAGUUUCUGCAUGUGACUCAACGCCAUGUGGUGGUCCAGUUAGUGAAACGUUGCCAGCUAUUGAAAUGAGUGCAUUUUAAAUGUAAAAUGUUUGGUAUCAUUGCAUGGAAAAAUAAAUGGUAUUCGAUUUAGCUCUCUAAUUCUUGUUUGGACUCUAUUUAUGUACAUCUCUCACGUUCGCUCCAUUAUAAUUACAUGAUUUUUAAUCCAAUUUUUUAAAUUUAUAUUUUGCUGGAAUUCUCCACCCCUCAAAAAAAUGUCACUCUAGCUUAUAUCUAAAGCUUCACUACUAGUCUAAAUAUCAUACGCUAUAUUUAUAGCUACUUGAAGCAGAACAGACUAAAGAAAUAUUUUAAUUUAAUGAGAAAUAUAAUGUAAUAUAAAAUUAUUUUUUUUUGUUGCUUUUAGAGAAAAAAUACAAAAGCUCAUGUAAUUCAAGUAUUUUCAAAUUUAUUUAAAUAUUUGUUUAAAUUUAUGAUUUUUAUGAACAUAUUUGAAAGAAUUAGUCUCAAAUAAAACCAUUUCAUAAAUUAAAUGUCUCAUUGAAAGAAUAACGUGUCUUCUAUUAACCUUGAUUGAAACUUCUGUUUUCCAAUAGAAUCACCCAUUUCUGCAAUGCCAGGAUCACCUGGAGCCAUCUGUGAUUUCACAACUUGUAUCAAGCAAGAAACAGUCAAUAACAAAACCCUGAUAUCUUCUAAUUAUUAACAUAAUGUCUGGCUGUUGGUAGUACAUAAUGCAAAUAUUGAAAUAAUUUCAAAUUAUGUUAAGAGGAACUGUUCAUUAUUAUGUAUAUAUUUGUAUAUUGCUAAUAAAUUUACUUACAAUAAAAAAAAAAUGCAUUCCUUUUCUUUCUUGUUAAUCGGGAGGGACAAUACAUGGGCAAAAUUGUAAAAGCAUUGAAUAAUUCAAAUGUGCUGUGCUAAAUAUAUCACAAGUUUUUUUUUGAGAAAUUGCAUCAAUUUUAAUGAUUUAAAUCAAAUCAAGAAAUGAUGCUUGCCCAGGUCAAUGAAGUCUUGUGUAGCAACUAAAAUAAAUAUUGUAUACAUUUAUUUUAGACAUAUUGAAAAGCAGCUUUUUUAUCAUCCACUUGAGUUCUCUUUUGGGGUUACCCACAUUGUACAUACAGAAAAAAAGUUAUAUUUUCACAUACAUUUUUGCGACUACCCCCCCCCCCCCCAAAAAAAAAAAAAAAAAAAAAAAAAAAAAAAAACCCCCCCCCAAAAAAAAAAAAAAGCACAAGUUCAAAUGAGAAUCUCCCCAACAUCAUGUUUUCUAUUUAUUUUUAGGGAUUUGUGAAGUAAAUGGCAAUUAAAACAUUUGACCAUUUAAACCAUGUUAAAAAUAUGUUAAAGUUUUCUCAGAUUUUAAAAUAUGAGUUGGCUUUUUUUAGAGACAAUAUAAAUAGGCUAUUAAUGACCUGACACUUUUUCAGAAUAAUUAUUGCAGAACAAUUAUGUCUAUGUACAUAAUAAUUAUAAAGUUUAUUUCAAAAACACGCUUCAUCCCCAAAGGCUCGAAGCGCGGUACGAAGUAAAGAAAAAAUAUUUAAAAAAUUAUAAUUUACCACAUUUAAAACAAACACAACACUACAAAAACUAAUUACAAGCAUACCAAGUCAAAGUCUUUCUACCUAUUUCAACCCUAAGCAACACAGCCAAUAUGCAUUAAAUGGAAGAUAUGGUAGACAAUCAUCCCAGAAGAUUUUGAAGAAUUAAGAAUUAUUGAGCGAAAGGCUAAGGGAAAUUAUAACUGUUAUCAGUCAUUAGGCUAUCAUUAUAGACAACAAUUUUUUAAACAUAAUUUUGUUAACACUUAGUACCAAUAAUGUUACCCACAGAAAUGACAGCCAAAAACAUAAUUAAAAUUAGUCACAUGCACGGAAACAUGCACAUGAAAAGGUAUAGGGUGUCUUAAAAUUUUAAAAGUUGUUAUCAGGCUAAAUAUUACUGUUGCGAUAUGUAGUGAAUUCUUUGUGAAAACACAAAGCAAAAAAUUGAAAAUAAAAAUUAAUUAAACACCUAUGACCUAUGGUCAUAUUUUUUAAAGCCUUCGGUUGUCAGAAUAAUUAUUGUAUAUCAUAUAUUAUAUUGUUUGCUUAUUAAAUGAAGAAUGCGUUCUUUCUACCGAGUAAAAUCCUAACCGGGCCAUAUAAGAUAAGAUUCUUUUAUUGAUCCAAAUAAAUGGAAAUGUUUUUUGAUUGCAUUAUACAUUUUCAGAACAAAAAUAAAACAAUUUGAAAACAAGACAUUUAUAAUAAAUUAUUUCAAACAGCCAUUCAGUGAGUUCUCUUAGCAAAAUAUGCACCCAUGCGAAAAUAAAUCGACACUCAGUGUAAAUAUAUGGAUGGUCGCUAAUAUAUUUUUUUUUAUAAGUUUCAAAAAGCAAUAAAUUCAUAAUGACCACGAAGGCCCGUUUCCGCUCCCUCCUGUCAUCUUCUUUCUCGGAUGCUCCUAAUGCGUAAGAUUUGUACGGAGCAACGUUUUCUUUUAUUUUCACAUUAAUCGGUCAAAUUGAAAAGUUUAUUCGCACAAAAUAUGUGGAAUAUAGUACCACAACAACAUGGCGACUUUCACUCGAGUUUUUGGCACGUUAGGACGAUCUGUCGGUUUGCAAGGGGUAAUGACUUAUGAGCUCUAAUAAUUUUUUUAAAAACUUAUUUGGAUACAUAUUUAUUAAGUGAUGCAUACAUUUAAUUUUCUUUAAAAAUUGGUUUCAAUUUUCCAUUAAAUAUUACUCAUCCAUUCCGCCAUCCAAUGAGCCAUGCAUUUAUUUGAAAGACAGAUUUGCGUCAUUCUCAAUGACACCAGGGCGGUGCAAAAUUACUUUUACUAAGAGAAGAUGAUUUGCACCCUGUUGUUGCAGUUUGUCUAUUGAUAUUCCUGAUUCACGAAUCAUGUAUAUGUACUGUCACCGUAGAAGCUGGAGUAAAUAAUGCAUUCUGGUGUAAUAUAGUAAUAAUAAUAUUGAAUUUUGACAUAGUUAAUAUAUUAAUAUUAUUAGGCUAGGUACUUUGAUAAGAAAAUUAAAACUUUUUGUAAAAAUAAACCAAAGGCAUAGUUGAAUAGAGCUAAUUUUUUAAAAGAAUUAAAACACCAAAAUCAUAUUUUUAGCUGUUGUAGUUUUAAAGUUAUGAAUUUUUAAAGUACGACUUAAUUUGUCAGUUUUUAACAUGGACAGCAUCUCCACACUCUGUGACCCAAUUCUGCUGUUCGUGUCAUGAGCUAUAUAACUCUUGUUUUGAUGAUAAUUUUAUUUUCAGAACAAAUAAUGUUAACAAUUAUAGAUACGAAGUGUCUACACGUCCGGCGCGCCGGACGUGUAGUGCGCAAGAUACACGUCCGGCGACUUGUCACGUGACCGCCGGACAUGGCCGGACGGCUAGUAGUUUUUAUAAUUCCAAACGAAGUACGAUUUAGUACAUCUUGUCUGGUCUUGUGGUAGAGUGGUUGCUUGACGAUAGGAAUGUUUGAGGAUCUAUACCGGGGAUAGGGUCGUUUUUUUUCUUCCCAUUUUAAUUAAAAUAUUUUGUAUAUAUUUAUAUUAUCAUGUUCCUCAGCAACAGUAGUUUCAUGAGAAGUUUUUAAAUAUUUUGUAGCAAUUGAAAUAAUUUAAAAUGAAAUCUUUAACUUUUAUUGGUUGCCACACUGGCCCCUAAUUUAUUUUAUGGAUUACUGGUACACAAAAAAUAACAAACUAAACAAAAAUGUUUACAAGCCACUUUCACUUAAGUUUCUUUUUCUAUUAUUUGCAUUCAAGAUACUCAGUACAUUACUUGGUAGAGAAAUAGAUUUUAAAAUUAACAAUAGUUUUGAAUUAUUCGCAGUCACGUGACAAGGCUGACCGACACGAUAUCUCUCGCCACUUUGUUACGGCGGUCAUGUGACUUGGUCGCCGGACACAUAGUGCGGGAGAUAGACGUGUAGACACUGCCUUAUAGAUAAAGGAUGCGGCUAUUCGGACGCGGUAUCAGAAGUGAGAAGCUGGGUUUAUUAAAAAAAUCUUUUAAAUAUUAUUGUACAAUAUUGUAUUGAAUAAAAGAUGGACUAUUUGUUUAUAAACUUAAUUCUUCAGUUUAACUAAAAUAAACUACCACAAAUGGCAUCCGAACGACAUCUAAUGAGACCUGGGUCCGAAUUGCGGCAAUGCGUUUCCGGUUCCAUUUUGACUGGGAACAUCAUUUGGAUGAUACAGCUUGUCAGAAUGUUAUCCGCCUUUGGGGACUCCAUCUCCGGGUUUGAUUUCAGAGUUUCCUUCUCUUAGAUGAGCUGCCAUCAAAGGUUAACGUGUCCCAUCUACCCGGGAUGCUGGUGAUGUUUUUGCUGGGCGUUGGCUGGAAUUGAACUCUAGACCACCGACUUGUGAUUUGCUCAGUUUAGACCACUCGGCCACCCAGCACCGAACAUUCAUAUUGUGGUCCCAAUAACAUGUAGUCUUGGAGUUAGAAUGUGGAAGAAUAUAAGAAAUGAUGGGAAAGCUUUUUUAGUUUUUUUUACAAAAUAUUUAUCACAAAUUAUACAUGUUAUUCAUUCUAAUUCCUACAGUUUUCAACACCUGGAAGAACAGUCAUCCAAAGCAGUCUAAAGUCCUACAGUAGCUCAACAAAUCACACAAAUGUAUUGCCCAGCAAUUCCUAUUCACUUCACAGUGGACAUUUGGGAUUCAAUUCAUUCCAGGUAACCUCGCAUAUAUAAUAUAUAUUAAUUUACGAGGCUGUAGCUAUCAAAACCAAUUUCAAUUUUUUAUGAAACUAUUUUUUAUUUAGUCCCCUGAAGAUUUUUUCAAAUUAUUUCCAUAAAUAAUAAUGUUAACCUAUACAAGUUUUAAAAUGCUGUUACACACUUUAAAAAAAAAAAAAAUGUUUGCUUUAUACUCUUAAACUACUCAAAGUACAUAAUUAUUAAUUUGUUACAUAGGGCAUAAUGUUUUAUUUAAAUUUAAAGAUCAAUUAAUUUUUAAAAAUCUUAAAAUUUUCAAAAAUAACUUUUUGAAAGUCAAAACAUUGGGGAAGCCAAUAUGAGAAUUACCUGAAAGAAGCAGUUUAUUUAUAAAUGCAUAAAUAAAUAUUCUAGUAAUCCUAUUGUGGGUCAUAAAUUUGCACUCUAGGUAGAGGGGAUGUCUUUCAAAAGUGGCAUUGACUGCUUUUGAUAUACCGUAAUAUAAAUACUUUGCUUUAAGCCUGAGUAGUUGUGUGGCCUGAGAGGGAUUUAUACUUUGUCUAGGAAGACAAAAGUUGUAUUUAAAAUUUAAGCAAAUUGUUGCAGUUAAAGUUUUUAAAGUUUGACAUUUUUUUUACAAGUUUUUUUAACAAUUUUUAUUCUUUAGAUUCGUCAUAUGUCCAGCAAAAAUUUCUUUCAAACUGUCAUAGACAAUAUUAAGCAGGAAAUGAAAAAAAGCAAAGAAAUGAAGGUAAUUUAGACAAUGUUUUAAUAACAUUCUUGUUGUAGUCAAAUAUAAUGCAAUUUGUAAAAAAAAUUUAAACUACACUAGAGCAGGUAUGGCCAACAUUAAAUUGUGUGUCCAGUUGUUUUAUGCCUGAGCCUGAUGUAUCACAAAUAAACUUUUUCUUCACAAAUAAACUUUUUCUUCAUUCAAUUUAGAUUGUAUUAUGUAUUUAAAAGUUACUUAAGAGAAAGAAUAAAAAUAACUAGUUUUUUCUUUGUGUUUGUUAUUUUGCAUUUCAUUACGUGCAAUAAGAAUAAAUAAGUAAUUAUGCACAGCAUUUAUUGGGUGUAAUGACAUGAAAUGUUAACUUGAAAUCAAAAUGCCAAUUGAAGCCAUUUAGGUUGGCCACCACUACCAAAAAGUGUUUUUCCCCCAGCCUUGUUAAUGGAUAUAUCCAAGGCUUUUUCCAGGGCAAUUUCCCUUUAGUACAAAGGAAACUUCUUGUUUGUACUAAAAAAGGGGUCACCAAAAAAAACAUAAUAAACAAAAUAUAAUAUAUAAAUAUGCAUCCUAUUAAACAAUGUUUCUAAAAAUAGAAUGUUAUUAUUCAGUAGGCAAUUAAUUAGGGUGGCCUAUUUUUGUUGUCUUUUACAACUUUAUUUUGAAAAUAAUACCACUAAAAUUUAAGAAUUGUAAGAUUUUACUGUAUAUGUGUGUAAAUUUUGUUUUUAAUUUGCAGAUUUUACAGUGUAUUUACAUUUCAUUUGAAAACAAUUUUUUAGGACAGCAUUGCAAAAUUUAAAGAAGAAACUCAAAAGCUUGAAGAAUCUGAGGCUCUCAAACAAGCAAGGAAAAAAUUUGUGAGUUAAUCUUAAAAAAAAUUAAUUACUAUUAUCUUCCAAUUUUUACAACCAAAUUUAUCAGUAAUAUCAGUUCAAUUAAGUUUGUUUAAUUAUAACAGAAUUUCAAUUAAUGGUUUUGAAAAUAAUUAUAUUUUUUUCUUCUAAAAAUGUCAAUAAAUUUAAUUUAUUUGUAUAAUUUUUUUCGUCAAAAUUAACAAUAAACACUAUGGGUAACAUACUCCAAUACUUGUAUUAAGGGCGCAAAAAAAUUAAACUUUCAAUUUUUAAUUUUGUUCUCCUACUGUCCUACGGCUUCUGCUUUCGAAAUAAAAUCCCUGUUUGUUACUUGCAUUAUGACAAUUUGUUGCAAAAAAGGUCAUUUAAAAAAAUUGGAUUUUUAUAAAUUUAUUUUCCUUUUCAGUGGUUACCCCGGUACUUUAGUAACUCUUCACUACUGUAUAAGCUUUGAUUAGUACAUCCGUUCCAACACAAUCAUUGUUAUACAUCAUUUCUUUCUGUUAAAAUACUGUUAUGAUUCUGUCUCUAUGGUAAUGGACAUUCAGUUUUGAUUUCUUCACUGGAUUUUUUUGCCCACAAACACCAAAGAUACCUCUAGAUAUUUGUUUGUAUGAAGGUAUAUAAAGUUUUAAAAUAAAUAAAUGAAAUUUUUUUUUUUGCAGGAGAGUAUAGAGGAAGAGACACUAAAAAGCUCAACAGCCAUAAGGAAAACAUUAGGAGAUAUUAAAGAAAAAGUAUCUGAGGUAAAUUGUGACUGGUUUAAGCUGAAUUUUAUAAUUUUUCUUGACUCUUUUGUGCUUAAAAAUUGAAGAAACUUAGUUUCAAAAAAUAUUAUAGAAAUUUUUAACAAGGUGGAUGACAUUUCUUCUUCUUCUUCUAUAUCUUAAGGGCCCACGAUCAAUUUAUUGAUCAUUUUGGCUCCUAUGCAUGUAGAUGGGAUUUGCAAUGUUUCUGUUACUGGUGGUGAUGAGGAAAUUAUGCACUAGGGGUUUGAAGGCUUGAGGCAAUAGACACAAAUGUGUCUAGUGUUGUCGCCUCAACUGUUCCUUUUGAAAGAUGGUUCCAGUCCCUGAUUGUCUUGGGCAGGAAUGAGCAGCUCCUAUACUGGCUUCUUGCUGGUAUGAGCCUGAAUUGCCUGUCAUGGCCUCGUCGCUGUCUAUGGGGGAGAGGGACGAGUUUCUGUUUAAUACUGGAACAGUGGACCAGCCCAUUAUUUAUCUUGUACAUCAUGGAGAGCCUGGAUUGUCGUCGUCGUUUCUCCAAUGGUGACCAGCCUAGUGUUUCUGAAAUGUUUCAUUUAUUUUGCAGACUGUCGAAGAAGCUCAGAAAACAGAAUUUGUGAAGAAAGGAAUAGAAACAGCAACAAAAGCUGCGGAGUCCAUUCAGAAAUCAGGUCAAGCAAUUGGUCAAAGUGAUGCCUUCCGACAAAUCAGUCAGGUAUUUAAAUGUACUUUUAGUUUUCAUGUCCCACUGUUAUUUUGUUCAUUUUUACACUCUUUUAAGAGAUCGAAGGUAUUUCAUUGCACAAAUUUGCACUUAAAAUUUAAAAUGUCCACACCUGUAAUGUAAAAUGCUGAACAGAAUUUAUACUUAUUUAAAUAUAUAAAAAUAUACUUAUGUCCUAAGGGCGUGAAAACUGCCAAGGAAGAGUUUGAUGAGAUAACACUCUCGAGAGCUAGGCACUAUAAGGCACCAGGUAUUGUUGUUAUAUUCUUAUUAGACAUUACAAGAAACAAGUACUUGGUUAACUUUAUCUACUUACGUGUACCAAAAUAAAUACUCUUAUUAUUGAAAAAUACAAAAAAUAUCAUUUUUAAAUGUACGGAUUACAUUUUUUUCACAGACAAGUUGUUAAAGAGAUCAGACCUGUCAAUGAAACCAAGGGACGAUAAAGAUGUUGCAGCAGAUGAGUGAGUAAAUCAAAUGACCUAAUUUACUCCUUUGAUGCUUGAGUAAAUUAAACGACCUAAUUUACUCCUUUGAUGCUAUAGAUUUUUCUAUCGAAAAAAUUAACUUUGCUUGAAAUUAAUUGUGUUUUAGCUACUUUUCUUUUACCUUAUUACACUAAUCUGAACUUUGAGGACCCUCAUAAAUGAAAUUCUAGCCCAUAAAUAGAAAAAGUAAACAAAUUUGAAACAAAGUUUUCCAAGCAUUUUUAGGGCAAUGGCCUUCAUGGUCAUCAAAUAGCUUUAACUUCUUUCUGUCUAUUCACCUCUUCGACAGCUUUGCUCCUCCUUAGACACGCGUAUUCUGUCCAUCCCCAAAACACACACUAAAACAUAUGGUGAACAAUCUUUCUCUUUCUGCGCCCCAAAAAAUGGAAUUCUCUGCCACUACACAUCCGCAAUAUACCAACGACCCAGACCUUCAAAACUGCUCUCAAAACACAUCUCUUUAAACUCUACUAACCUGACUGAUUCCCCCCUCUGACCGUUAAAUGAUGCUGCUGGCUGCCGUCCUUGGCUUGACAUGUAAAAGUUCUGGGUUGGGUGGGGUGUAUAUACAUAUGUUUUUGUUUUGUUGUUAUACAGCUGUUCUUUAUUACAUAAAUUUAUUUUAUUUUAAUGUAAUGAUUAUGUCUAUUUUGCUAAUAUUUUUAUGUACAGUGCGGUGAGCCCAGCCCUAGGCUGUGGUACCGCGCUAUAUAAGACUAAUAAUAAUAAUAAUAAUGAAUAUUACAGUGAGUGUGCAGUAAAAAAAAAAUGAUAGAGCAAAGGGCACAUAUAGUAAAUAGAUUUCAUGCUUUUGAAAUAAGACAAAUGUCUUACACUAACGGUACAAUGCUAGCUGGAAAUCAAAAUUUAUUAUUAUGAUAUUUUGUAUUACUGCAUGUUAUAAGAUGAAACAAAAUGUGACCCCCUGGGUGCCAUAAACCAUAUUGUAAAAUAGUAUUUAGUGUGACUUUUUAUUUUAGGGGAAGUAACUUUUUAAAAAGUUUUUAAAAAUUCUAUGCAAUGCGGUUGUAAAGUCUUUUUUGCUCACAGGUGAAUUAGUAUGUAUGGACUAAAUUCAUCUAUGUUUUUUAUAUUUAAAUCAGGCAUUCAACUGGUGUUGUGCUUCAUAAAGAUUCUAAAUUUUACCAAAGUUGGCAAAAUUUCAAGGAAAAUAAUCAAUAUGUUAACAGUAAGUAUUAGAAAGAUUAUGCUUUCAAUUGUUUAAAUUCAAAGGGGGCCAUCAAAAUAUUAUUAAGAUACCUGUACAAUAACUUUACGUUUUCAAUCUUUUAUUAUUUUUUUUUACGAACCCACCUAUGUUGAUGUAAUAUAUAAUACACAUAGUUUUAUUCAAAUUUGUUGCAUUAGCAUUUUUCACUCAUUUAUUUUUAUGGACUUUCAAAUUGCUUAUGUUGGAAUAUUUUUUUUUUUUUUCUGGCUUAUGCUGCAGUUUUUCUUAAGAUUUUAACUAUUAUAAUUUAUCAAUUUUUUAGAACUGUUUGACCUAAAAGCUAAAUACGAUGAGAGUGACCACGUGAUGGUUAGGGCCACCAAAUUCUUCACAGAUAAAGUUAGUCAAGUGUUUGGUAAGACUAUUCAAACACUUAUAAUCUUAAGACAACUAGAUCAAUUAAAAUUAUGAACCCACUUUCUGUUCACUUUCCAAAUAAAAGAAAAAAUAAUUUUUCCCAUCAUGCAAAAUUUAUAUAUAACAAUAAUUUCAAUAACUAUGCUUCAAAGAAACUGAUUUUUAAUUAUUAAUUGUUAAUGACAAUGCUAGUUAAUGCAGCUAUGUUAUUGACUUAUUGAGUCAUGUUAAUUUGAUUCGAUUUAUUUUUCUUUUGUUGUUGAAAAAUUCUUCUUCAUUUUCUUAUAGGUGGUGUUUUUACAAAGACAGAAAUGUCAGAGGUUUUAACUGAGAUAUGUAAAAUUGACCCAAAUUUUAACAGAGAGGAAUUUUUGAGACUAUGUGAACGGGAAAUAAUACCAAAUAUACUUGAGGUGAAUAAUACCUUUUUUAUUUAACACAUUUUAGCCAAAUAGUAUUUUAAUCGCUUUAGCCCAGAACUUAGCAAAUCAGGUUUUACCAAGUGAAAAAGUUAUUAACUUAAUUUUUCAGGAAACGUAAACACAUUUUUUUUGCUAAAGUAUUUUUAGUAUAAUGAUGUGAGAAACAAAGGUCGGAUUGUGAAAGAAAUUGCCCUUAACAACAAGCUGAUUUAUUCAAGUCUCUUUCAGAUAUCUUUGAAACCCUGCUUCAUCAAUAUUAAUGACAUAAAUAUAAAUGUUUUGUCAGUUAAUUUGUGAUAUAACAAUAUAGAAACAAAUUAAAUCCAAAUAUUUAGUUUUAUUUCAUUUUUAUUCUCGUAUUUAUUUCUUACUUAAAAGAAUUUCAUAUUAAAAUGUGUUUAAUUGGUAUAUUAUUGAAUGUUGAUGAAUAUUUUGAAAAAAUAACUUUAAAAAAAAAUAAUUUCCUAGGCUCUUGUAAGAGGUGAUUUAGAUGUUUUAAAAGACUGGUGCUAUGAAGGUGUAAGUAUUUUCUCAUUAAAUUAACAUUUGUAUGUGUACUAUUAUUUAAUAAUUAAAGUAUAUAUUAUCAAUAAAUAUUCUAGUAAUUCCAGAGUCCUACUCAGUCUAUAAUCUUUUUGAACAUUCUUUUUCAAUUCCAGCCUUACAAUACAUUGGCCCAUCCAAUCGAGCAGGCGAAAAGAGCUGGAUAUAAGUUUGAUUCCAAAGUUUUGGAUGUUAGUCAAGCUGAUGUAAGUUUCAUACCUUUUUUCAACAUAUGAUUUGUAAUUCCAAAGGACAUAGACAUAAUCAUUUUGUUUCAAUCAUAUUUUUUAAAACAGAACAUAUCACAGUUGAUAAGUCACAGUAUGCUGAUUGUCUGGGAUUAAAAUUCUAGCUGGACAACAUCAAUGUCCCACUUAUUUGAUUGCAGUUACUGGCUCAAAAUGAAUGCUUUCAAUUUUAAAUGACAAAUGAUAUCUGUUACUUUGAUGAGUAUUUUUAAAGUUAAAGUUGUUAUUACUAUUUGUCUGCUUCUCUAAAAAUACUUUAAUUGCCAAAUAAUUAAAGCCAAUGUUCUAGUUCAUGUUAUUCUAAAAAAACAGUGGUUGAUGUCAUCCCCUCCAGUUACCUGUUUUAUUUUAGUAGUGGGAAAAACUAUUUAAAGUUAAUUACAAGACUUUUAAUGAAUUUGCAGGUGAUAGCUGGUAAAAUAAUGGAACAAGGCCCAGUACUUGUCAUCAAUUUUAAUGCCCAACAAAUCAUGGUGGUCAGAGACAGUAAAGAUAAAGUUAUAGAAGGAGAUCCUGUAAGUACUCAUUAUAAAGUUAUGUUUUGUUAAAAUUUUAUAUGAUGAGAUUGACUUUUUGCAAAUCUAUCUGUUUAGUAUUUUAGAUUAUCUCAAGAGAGAUCAUAUCUUUACUCUAAUAUUUAAGCUCAGCCUAGUAUAGAACAUUGAAUAUUUUCAUUUUAAAAAUAAAUUUAUGACUUAUUUGAUUCUGAUUUACGUGUAAAUGUAUACAUUUUUCCCCAUCAGGAUAAAAUUCUACGUAUUAUGUAUGUAUGGGCAUUAUGUCGGGAUCAAGAAGAACUGAAUCCUCGUGCAGCAUGGAAGUUAAUGGACAUAUCAGCAAGUUCAUCUGAACAAUGGUUAUAGCAUCUGCAUUUAUGAUAUUAGGUGUAAAUAAUGUUCUGUAAAAAUUGUGAUUAUGUUUUUACCACUUAAUAUACCUCUUAGUAUUGGAACCUUGAUACUGGCUAAUGGUGCAUCUAGUUAUUAUUUUUUCAAGGAAAAUUUGUGGUAAACUUUAUGAAUCAAGGUAUCGGUACCAGUAAUGAUAAAGUGAAAGCCUUAAUUUUUUUACCGGUACUUGAAAAUCUGUUUUUGUUAUGGAUAAAAGUAUUGAUAGUUACAUGGAAAUUAAUUACCUAGGGACUAAAUUGCCUUUACAAAAUUUAUCACUACUAAUUUCACCUCACAUGGAAAAAUUAGAAUUAUAAGUGGAACACAAAAUAUGUAUACUUCUGAUUAAUAAUUAUAAGUUAGGAAUAUGUAAACUGCAAAUAUAAUUGAUUAUUACAAUUAUUUUGGACAACUAUUUGACAAACUAGAGCUUGUUAUUGCUAUGGGUCAACCAAUAUCUAGAUUAAAAUAUCUUUUUUGAUACAUACAAAAUCAUUGUGAUGUUCGAUGUUCUAACAACAUUAUCAAUAAAAUGAGUUUCAUUAUUCAUGGUAAUCUUUCUUCUUGUUUCCAAAUUAGCAAGAUAAAACUGCGACGCUAGUGUUUGUUGAUACAUUAUUUAAUAUUAUUACUAUAGAGAUUUUAAAGCAAUGGAUCAAAUUUAAAAAUAUGUACUGGUAAUCACAUGUAUUUGUCACUCUCACUGAAACUGCACACCUACUGAAAUGGUAAAAAAAAAAAAAAAGCUGUUGUUUUUUUAAUAAAAAAUAAACUAAA
Molecule: messenger RNA, 26710 nt
Organism: Lymnaea stagnalis (great pond snail)
Lineage: Eukaryota; Metazoa; Mollusca; Gastropoda; Lymnaeidae
Source: the annotation of a GenBank genome assembly